UUUAUUCGACCGGAUGCUACGAGAGAACGAAGAGCAGAACCGAGCCGUGCGGCACAUCGUGGCCGGCACGUCCCGCCCUGCCCCGUACCUCAUCUUCGGGCCUCCGGGAACGGGCAAGACCAUGACAACCGUGGAGGCCAUCAAACAGGUCCACACUCUGAACCGCGAGAGCGUGAUCCUGGCCUGCGCGCCCUCCAACAGCGCAGCUGACCUGCUGGCUCAGCGCCUCAUCAAGCAGCCCCAGUUCAAGUCAUCCCUCUUCAGGAUGAACGCCGUUUCCCGUCGGUGGGACAUGCUACCUCAAGAUCUGAAGGAAGCCGAGUGCUCUAACUACGAUACCAGUGGUGAGGUUUACUUCCCAAGUAAAGAAGAGAUCAUGAAAAAGUACCGCAUCGUCGUCACCACACUAGUUACUGCUGGGAGGUAA
Molecule: messenger RNA, 427 nt
Organism: Branchiostoma belcheri (Belcher's lancelet)
Lineage: Eukaryota; Metazoa; Chordata; Leptocardii; Amphioxiformes; Branchiostomatidae
Product: putative helicase MOV-10
Exons: 3
Coding region: 14-427 (137 amino acids)
Molecular function (GO): helicase activity
Source: RefSeq, a predicted model, not a curated record